Molecule: messenger RNA, 1355 nt
Organism: Erigeron canadensis
Lineage: Eukaryota; Viridiplantae; Streptophyta; Magnoliopsida; Asterales; Asteraceae
Product: plant cysteine oxidase 2-like
Exons: 5
Coding region: 318-1229 (303 amino acids)
Molecular function (GO): oxidoreductase activity, acting on single donors with incorporation of molecular oxygen, incorporation of two atoms of oxygen
Source: RefSeq, a predicted model, not a curated record
UUCUCUUUCUCUCUCUAGACUUUGCGCAAAUAAUCGUUAUCUUUUUUCUCAUAUAAUUUCCGCCCCCGGUUUUGCCAUGCUUCCAUAUAAUCUCUCCAUUGUUUCUUUAAAUUUUCCAUCAUAUCACCAGACCCAUUUUAUCCAAAAAACACACAUCGAUCCUAUACGCCUGUCUCAUCAUCUAUACUACUUUUUAUACAUAUAUCAUAACAAUAUAAUUAUAAGCUAUAUAAUUAGUUAAAUAGAUAGUUAUUUGUGUGUGAUCAUCAUCAUAUAUAUAUUGGAUCUGAUCAGAAUUGAAGUUAAAGACAUAUCAGAUGACGAUUGAGGUAAGGUUGGCUGAUGUGAGUAGAAAUAAUAAUAUUAAGAAAAAAAGGAAAUCAUAUAAUCAUGCAAUUAAUAAUAGAAAGAAUACUAAGCAGAGAAGAAGUAAUGAUGAUCACGACGACGGCCGGUUGACGGCGACGGAGGAUUUUUCUUCCAGCUCGUUUCCUUUGCAACGACUUUAUAUGUCAUGUGUUGAUGCUUUCAAAGGUGUUGGAACUGUUCCUUCGGAUACUCAUGUUCAAAAGCUUUGUCAUAUUCUUGAUGGAAUGGUAGCAGAAGAUGUUGGAUUAAGUAGAAACUUGCAAUUCUUUAAGACAAGAAGCAUCGCUGGAGUGACUCCAAAAGUUGCAUGCACAACCAUAUACCAAUGUGAGAAAUUCUCGUUGUGUAUCUUCUUUUUGCCUGCAAACGCCGUUAUACCUCUUCAUAACCAUCCAGAGAUGACGGUAUUCAACAAGCUUUUGCUUGGUAAAGUGCAUAUUAAAGCAUAUGAUUUAGUUGACUCUACCGACUCGGAUGACUCUGUAUCCCCCUUACAACGUCAACCAAAACUGGCAAGUGUGAAAGCCGACGGCAUCUUUACAGCCCCAUGUGACACAUCUGUACUAUAUCCUACUUCAGGAGGUAACAUACAUUCCUUCACAGCUAUAACACCUUGUGCGAUACUUGACGUGAUGGGACCUCCUUAUUCUAAAAAAGACGGCCGAGACUGUUCAUACUAUAGAGAAAUUACAGACUCUGCUUUGCCAUCAGAUGAACGUGCGGUUAUGUCAGGAGAAGAAAGUGAGCGAUAUUGUUGGUUAGAAGAAAUCGAGGUUCCAAAAGAAUCGGAAAUGGAGGGAAUAGAGUAUAUGGGUCCUCAGAUAAUCGAAAUGAGUUCGUCAUUUCGUUCUCCGGUUUAAAGCUGCUGUUGAAUUUUCUUUUGAGCACGUUUUGUGUUUCUGGAAAAAGAUGGGUGUAUAGGUGUUGGUAUGACAAUCUAUAAUUACUUCUGUUUUUUUUUUAGUUAAUCCUUUCUUGGUGUUGCA